CAAGUCAUACGCUACGCUAGUUCACGGAACCUGAUGGCGGCGAUGAAUUCCUCCUUCUGGUGCGGCGGAGAAAGACACUGCCGCGUCCAGUACUUCCGUCCAUGACCAGUCGGCGCAACCGUAUUAUAUUCCAAUUCACAAACACCACCACCACCACCAGUUGCUGUUCCCUAAUUUUAUUUUUUUUGACUUUUUUCCGGUCUCUUGUAGCGUCUGCGGCUAAUGGGUCAGUCCGCUUCGUCCUACUGGUUGCCGUCGGGGUCGAGCCGUGGUCCGGCGAGGUCGGGCAACCACAGGGCUGCCGUCCGGUCGGAGGUUGUGUCCCUGAUGCCGACGGAAGAUGGGUGUGAGGAGGUUCACGAGGGUGUUAUGAGUUGUGAAGACUAUAUAUCUGAACUUCCGGAUUUGUGUUUGGCUUGGAUUUUUCAGUCUCUGAGCUCCGGCGACCGGAAGAGCUGCUCACUGGUUUGCAAGCGGUGGCUCCGGGUGGAGGGGCAGAGCCGGCACCGCCUGGCGCUCGACGCGAGGUCGGAGCUCCUCUCCAUCGUCCCUUCCCUCUUCUCGCGCUUCGACGCCGUCACGAAGCUCGCUCUCCGGUGCGACCGUCGAUCCAUCAGCAUAGACGAUGACACGCUGAUUCUGAUCUCCUUCCGUUGCUCGAAUCUCACGCGCCUCAAGCUCCGCGGCUGCCGCCAGCUCACCGAUGUCGGUUUAGCCGCUCUCGCCAAAAACUGCAAGGGUUUGAAGAAGUUAUCGUGUGGCUCUUGCGUGUUCUGGGUCAAAGGCAUGAACGCACUCCUCGAUCACUGCUCCAAUCUCGAGGAGAUCUCUGUGAAGCGCCUCCGUGGCAUCCACGACGGAGGCGCCACCGACGAGUUGGUCGGGCCCGGCAUCGCUUGCUCGUCGCUGAAAACCAUUUGCCUGAAGGAACUAUACAACGGCCAGUGCUUUGCACCGCUAAUAAUUGGGGCGAAGAAUCUGAGAACUCUCAAGCUGUUACGUUGCUUGGGAGAUUGGGACAGGCUUUUGGAAACGAUCGCUAAUCGAGAGAAUUCUCUUGUCGAAAUCCAUUUGGAGAGGCUUCAGGUGAGCGAUUCAGGUCUCAAGGCGGUGUCCAAUUGUUCGAAUCUCGAAAUUCUGCACAUCGUCAAGACACCGGAUUGUACGAAUGUUGGAAUCGUGUCCAUUGCGGAGCACUGUAAGAAAUUGAGGAAGCUUCAUAUCGAUGGAUGGAGGACGAACCGGAUAGGCAACGAAGGCCUGAUCGCCAUUGCCAAGCAUUGUGCAAACCUUCAAGAACUGGUACUCAUUGGCGUCAACCCUAGCUCAAUUAGUCUCGAACCACUGGCAUCCAAUUGUCAAAAGCUGGAACGGUUAGCUCUCUGUGGCAGUGAGACAAUUGGGGAUGAAGAAAUUUCGUGUAUUGCUGCAAAAUGCGUGGCAUUGAAGAAGCUCUGCAUUAAGGGGUGCCCAGUAUCAGAUCGGGGUAUCGAAACUUUUGCUUGGGGCUGCCCUAAUUUGGAGAAAAUAAAGGUGAAGAAGUGCAGCCGAGUGACAAGCAAUCUUGCAGAUCGGUUGGGGGUGAGGAGGAAAUCUUUGGUGGUGAAUUUGGAUGUGUGUGAGGUUGGAGCUGAAGUGUUCGAUACGAGCGGCAGCGAUGGCGGGCCACAGGAAGAUGGUGUGGAGUUUCCUCUGGUGGGGAGCCAUAUCAGUGGUGGUGGUGCUGUUGAUGUGGAGGCUCCUCCUCCGAGCAGUAGUAAUGGACGGCCGUCGUUUUUCAAGUCAAGGUUUGGGCUUUUUGGAGGGAAGGGUCUUGUGGCUUGGACAUGUAGGAGGAACUCAUCAAACAAUAAUAGCCCAAAUGGAGGAGGAGGCUUCUGAUCUGAAUGUUGAUGUUCUGAACUCGAUCUUUUCCCCGUUGUUGGAAGCAGGGCACCUGAUUUCCUGCGCUUAAAAUUCCUCCUCCUCUAAUCCAUACUGGCUUUGGCUUGUUCUUCAUGGUUUUGCCAGACACGACACAAAUUGUAUCCUGGAAUAUUCUUGUUGCACUUGUGCCUGAUUUGAUUCAAAUCUCCUUCAAUACAUCUCUCUACCUAUAUAGCUUCUGCAGCUGCUGGUGGUUUCUUCUGCAUUUGUGUUGAUCAUCGUAUUCAUCUUUGUACUAGCAGUCACUAGUAGUAGUAGACUAGUCGUAGUAGUUUGUCUGCCCUUCUUUCCUCUUCAUGCUCCGUAGAGUGAGUGUGUAGUCUUUACAUGAAGCCAUGUUUUCAUGUAAAUCACCAAAUUUUCUUUGAGUGAAUUUGCAUCCUUCUAUUUUUUU
This is a messenger RNA of Diospyros lotus (date-plum), 2320 nucleotides long. Its product is annotated as F-box protein At1g47056-like. The record is from RefSeq and is a predicted model, not a curated record. The transcript has a single exon. Gene Ontology annotation, cellular component: SCF ubiquitin ligase complex. Gene Ontology annotation, biological process: SCF-dependent proteasomal ubiquitin-dependent protein catabolic process. NCBI's taxonomy places the organism in Eukaryota, Viridiplantae, Streptophyta, Magnoliopsida, Ericales, Ebenaceae. Gene Ontology annotation, molecular function: protein binding. Bases 223 to 1881 code for a protein of 552 amino acids.